Caenorhabditis briggsae is the source of this 7596-nucleotide messenger RNA. RefSeq names its product Protein CBR-SEL-2 (gene Cbr-sel-2). Gene Ontology annotation, cellular component: membrane; cytosol. The record is from RefSeq and is a predicted model, not a curated record. NCBI's taxonomy places the organism in Eukaryota, Metazoa, Nematoda, Chromadorea, Rhabditida, Rhabditidae. Gene Ontology annotation, molecular function: protein kinase binding. Gene Ontology annotation, biological process: intracellular protein localization.
AUGGAUAUCUCUGAAACGGAAUAUAAUGACUCAGACCCUCCGGUUCAAGAGAAUGGAAAUGGUAAAGCUGUUGUAGAAGAUGAGGUGAAUGACGAGGAGUCGAAUAUGGAAACUGUCGAUCUUGGAUUAGAUGAUAAAACGUCUGAUGCUUCAAGUCAAAAUGUCUUCAAAAACAUUGACAAUGAACCCUCAGACGACCAGCAGAAUGUUGAGGAAUCUGAGAAUAUAACUCUAGAAAAGCCUGAAGAAAUAUCAGCUCCUCCAACCGUGGUAUCAACAUCUCAAGACGUGUCACCUCCACCAGCCAUUGAGUCACUUCCACCACUGCUGGAAGGAAAAGAACUUGAACUUGAGGAUGACGUCACAUCUUCGUUACCCCGUCUUCUCUCGAAAACAACAUUGAUACACUCAAAUGAAGAAGGCGCUGAUGAGACGAUUCAAAGGCUCAUCUCAUCUCUACAUUCCAAUUCUCCGAACAUGGAUCGAACCCAAAUUGUUGAUCAUCUUUUCAAUUUGCUUGUUGGUGGACAUUUUGACCAGGAGUCAAAGUUUGUGAUUGAACAUGUCGCAAAUGUGGAUCAUAUGCUAACACUUCUUUCUCAUUGUGAUUGUGACUUGCAGAACGAAAUUUGGAGUCUGUUUUUGGCAGUUAUGAAAAAGAGCAACCGAAAUUUGGAGGCAUGUACUCGAGUUGGGCUAAUUUCAAAGAAUUUUUUUUUAAAUCUAGUACUGGACUUACUUCCCGAAGCUCCUCCAUUGCUUGCUGAUCUUCUAGUUCAAAUAAUUGCUGCACUUGUCGCAUAUUCUAUUAAUGUAAAGCAAACGAAACAUCUUCUUAGAGCUCUUAGGUCUACCAAGGACCAGUGGCCACCAAAUUCCCUGAAGUUACUCCAUGUGUUGAAAGAAAUGCCACAACAUGACAGUGCUGAUGUUUUUUUCUCAUUUCCUGGAAAAGAUCAAUCGGGAAUCAUCCUGCCACCUAUCAAGACCAUGCCUUACCAGCAAGGGUGGACUUUUGCAACAUGGCUCAGAAUGGAACCGCUGAACAGUGUCACAUUUGAGAAAGAACAACCAGUGUUGUAUAGCUUCCGAACAUCAAAAGGAAUAGGAUAUUCGUGUCAUAUUUUUGGAAAUUGUCUUGUUGUGAACGUCGAAAAAGCAAAAGGCAAGGAGCAAUCGAGAUGUGUUAAAGCUGAACUUGGAGCCAGAAAGUGGCAUCAUAUUGCAAUUGCUCACUGUUACUCACGCUGGGGACGAAGUGAUAUCAAAUGCUUCAUUGAUGGACAACUUGCGGAAACAAUUGAAUUGUCAUGGGUUGUUACAUCUACUACCAGCUGGGAUCGUUGUUCUAUCGGAGUUUCUGCGGACGGGGCAGUCAAUACAGCUUUCUGUGGACAGAUGGGAGCUAUGUACUUAUUUGCCGAAUCACUUUCGCUCCAGCAAGCGAAUUCUCUAUUCUGUCUCGGACCAGCUUAUCAGUCUACAUUCAAGCAUGAUUCUGAAACCAGUCUUCCAGAAGGAUAUAAAAAACAUUUGUUUGAUGGUCAUCUCCAUUCGUCACUGGUAUUUGCCUAUUGUCCUAAAAACUGUCAUGGACAAUUAUGCCUCUUUACUCCACCAAAGACAGCGGCAAACACCUAUUUUGUUCAGAUCCCUCAUGCAGUUAUGAAAGAAGGAGUGGAAGUGAUCACUACUCAUUCUAUUCACAAGUCGCUUCAAUCUGUUGGUGGAAUUCAAAUUCUGCUUCCUCUGUUCGCGCAGAUUGAUUUACCAUCUUCUCAUGAUAAUACGAUAGACGGAGAUGUCUGUCAAACACUUCUGUCUCUGAUUUCCCUUCUGCUCUCCAGUUCACAAAGUUCACAACAACAGCUUUUCCAUAGCAAAGGAUUCCUGAUAAUUUCGUCUUGUCUUCAAGAAGCAUCACCAUCUCAUUUGUCGAUGAAAGUUCUCGAACAAAUCAUUCAUAUCGCCAAGUUCCUGCUCCGUUGUCCUGCUGGUGGCCCACUGCUCAAACAUCUCUUCGACUAUAUUCUCUUCAAUCCAAAAUUAUGGAUCAGAGCACGACCAGAAGUUCAAGUUCAUCUUUAUCAAUACUUGGCUACUGAUUUUCUGGCAAACAAUAACUUUUCUCAAAUGCUUCGAAGGGUUCCCACUGUUAUUGAAAUGUGUCACACUCUCAAACAUUUCUACUGGUUGGCACUCCCACAAACAGUUUCCGAUUAUACGGUCGAAGAAAGGCCUGAAAACUUUGCAACGGCUGAAAUUGUCUCUAUCAGAAGUGCAAUUCUCACUUUCAUCAACCGAAUUAUCAUUUCAUCUAACAGUCCCGACGAAGAAGAGAAAGCUCGAGAUCAAGAAAUUCAUACACUUCUAAACCUUUUGGCAACCGUCAGAGAAGAUGACAACCUGUACGAUGUUUUAGCUCUGGUCACCAGAUUGCUUGCUGAGCAUCCUGCUAUUAUGAUUCCAGCAAUCGAUAAAAACAAGGCACUUGGAAUCAUUUUUAAUCUUCUUGCUGCUCCAAACGAGUUGAUCCGUAUUCCAGCGUUGAAGAUUCUCGGAUUUUUCUUGUCAAGAUCUACACUAAAACGGAAAACUGAAUCGAUGGGAAGCCAAAACUUGUUUUCCUUGAUUGGUGAACGUCUUCUGUCUCAUAAACGAACGAUUUCUCUACCAACUUAUAACGUGCUUCUGGAAGUUCUUGUGGAGCAAAUGACGCCUACAUUUACCUAUGCUGCUCAUCAACCAGCUCAACCAGAUUGGAAGUUUGAGAAUCCACACCUUCUAAAAGUGAUUGCACAUGUCAUCAGUCAAUGCGAAGAAACAGAAAGUCUUGUUCAAAUCAAGAAAUGCUUCCUUAUUGAUAUUAUAAACCUCUGUCGAGAGAGCAAAGAAAAUAGAAGAACGAUUCUUCAGAUGUCCGUUUGGCAAGAUUGGUUGAUAGGUCUAGCCUAUGUUUUCCAUACAUCAGAAUCGCAAAACGAAGUGAGCGAACUUGUCUGGGAAGCAUUUUCUAUUUUACUUCAUCAUGCACUCCGGCACGAAUACGGUGGAUGGAGAGUUUGGGUUGAUACUCUAGCAAUUGCUCACUCAAAAGUAAGCUAUGAAAAGUUCAAGAGACGGUUAGCAGAAGCGAAAGCCAAGGCAGAGAAAGCAGAAACUGGAGAAGAAGCGAAAAUGGAGCCAACACCUGUGUACAGAGCACCCGAAUUCGCAUGGUCUGAAGUCCACAUUCGUCUUCUAGCUGAUCUCCUGUCAGGAAUCGAACGCACUGUAGAGGAGUGGAAAACGCAGGAAGGUGGAAUUUCUGACCAGUGUAAUGCUUCGGAGAAUCAAGUGUUUGUCGGAAACGUUGUUCACGUCAUCUCCCAGCUGGCAGACAGUCUCAUAAUGGCUUGCGGAGGACUUCUCCCACUACUAGCGAGUGCUACUGCUCCAAAUAACGACAUGGAAAUUGUGGAUCCAUGUCAACAACAACUACCAAUAUCUGUGGCUGCUAGCUUCCUGAUGAGAUUUGCGAAACUAGUGGACACUUUUGUUCUAGCUUCUGGAGUAUCGUUCUCCGAACUAGAACAAGAAAAGAAUAUGCCAGCUGGUGGAGUACUACGUCAAUCGCUUCGAAUUUCUGCAACUGUCACUGUUCGGCAUAUUCUUGCAUCAAGAAUUCAGCAGCCGGACACUCCACGAUAUGAAACGAAUUCUGCUAAAAAGAAUCAAUGCAUCAUGGAUUUCGUAAAAGAAGCUCUUGAAAAUUUUUCUCCGGAAGGCCUUGAAAAUGUUGAACGUUUGGUGCAAGACUCAGAUAUCACUCGCAUCAAAGGAGUCGUCUAUCGGGAUAUGGUUGAAGAGAAUCGACAAGCACAAUUCCUUGCACUUUCUGUUAUUUAUCUGGUGUCCGUUUUGAUGGUGUCUAGGUACAGAGAUAUUUUGGAACCACCAUCAUCUCCAUCCCCGUUCUUCGAUUCAACAACCACGAAACAAGAAAAUGCUGAGCGUGGUGAGAAAUUGUUUGAGUUUAGCCACAAUCCUCUAUUUCUAGAAUUGCCCGAGAGCUCAUCAGAAGCUGUUGCUAAUGGAAAAGUAGCAAACGAUGGAGAUCAUGCCAGUAUCAAGAACGGAUCAGAUCACAGUGAGAACGGUGCCGACGAAGAGACUGAAGAAAAAGGAGAACAAGGUCAAGGUGACAAUGGUGGAACCAUUGCUGCAAUUAAAGUAGCCAAUUCGGAUAUGAAAAACGAUGGGAAUGAAUAUAAUGAAGAGGAGUUGAAGAAGAUGCAUCAGUCUAAUGGACGCCGACCAUCCACCUUGAUGCCUCCUCAACAAACUGCUGAGAGAAGAGCUUACUUGACCACGAAACUUCAGACUGCUCUUGAAACAUGUGCGCCGCUCUUGAGAGAAAUGAUGUCAGAUUUCCGUGGUUAUCUGCAGAAGACACUGGUUGGCACACAUGGACAAGAAAUCAUGAAUGAUACAAAAGUUCUGGAAACUCUUAGAAACAGAAAUGCAUCUGUCAUCGAACUUGUUAUGUUACUGUGCUCACAAGAGUGGCAAACAUCUCUUCAAAAACAUGCUGGUCUUGCGUUCAUUGAACUUGUAAAUGAAGGUAGAUUGAUGGCCCACGCAACAAGAGAUCAUGUGCUUCGAGUUGCUAACGAAGCAGAUUUCAUUCUGAAUCGACUGAGGGCAGAAGACGUCAGCAAACACGCACAAUUUGAGGCUGAAUCACGAGAACAACUUAAUGCUCGCUAUGAAGAAUACAGCAGGUGCGAUCUUCUCAUUGUUUCUGGACGCCUUCGAGAUUCUCUUAAUGCCACACGUCUUCUUGACAAAAUGUCGGCUAUUCUUACUGAUGGCGAUGAUUCGAAAUCUGGAAGUCAGUUCUGGAAGCUAGACGUUUGGGAAGACGAUAGCAGGCGGCGUAAGCGAUUCGUGCCGAACCCGUAUGGUAGUCGUCACGAAGAAGCAAACCUUCCAGAAGGAGAGAAGAACGAAGAACCUGAGAUUUCUGAACAAGAAAGGAUUCGGAAAAUUCUCAAAGGACUUUUCUCUCAACGACACGCCACAACGACAAGCACUGGUGGCCAGGAACUAGUUGAUGAGUCAGAUAUCGAUAAAUGGGCACAGGAAGUUGACCCCACGCCUUCAAGUCAAAGUGCGUGCUUCUCCACUGCUGCCAAACUCAUCGUCCCUGGAGUCGUUGUUCCUGGAACGCUAUCUGUGACCGCUUCAGAUCUAUUCUUCGAUGCGAACGAAUCUGAUCCAAACUACAAGAAACAGUGUGCUCAGGUUCUCCGGUACUGUGAAGCAUUACAUGCAAGAUGGAAUCUCCAGGAAAUUCGAGCGAUUUUCCUCCGCCGUUACCUUCUUCAGAACACAGCUCUCGAAAUGUUUUUGGCAUCAAGAACUGCCAUAAUGUUUGCGUUUGAUUCGGAAGAUACCGUAAGAAAAGUGGUUUAUCAACUACCAAGAGUUGGCGUUGGAGUCAAAUAUGGCCUCCCUCAAUCUAGAAAAACAUCGCUCAUGACUCCGCGUCAAUUGUUCAAGCAUUCCGAUAUGUGUGCUAAAUGGCAGAAAAGAGAGAUUUCUAACUUUGACUAUCUGAUGUUCCUGAAUACAGUUGCUGGACGCACGUUUAACGAUCUGAGCCAAUAUCCGGUUUUCCCGUGGAUUUUAACAAAUUACACCUCGGAUACACUUGAUUUAAGUGUUGCUUCCAAUUUCAGAGAUUUGUCAAAGCCCAUCGGAGCAUUGAAUGAAGCACGACGCAAAUUUUUCACUGACAGAUACGCAAGCUGGGAUGAUGAUCUAGUUCCAGCCUUCCACUACGGAACUCAUUAUUCUACACCUGCGUUCACACUGAACUGGCUUCUCAGAUUGGAACCAUUCGCUUCGAUGUUUAUAAACCUUCACGAUGGAAAGUUUGACCAUCCAGAUCGUAUCACACAUUCAAUCAAAGACAGCUGGGACCGGUGUCAACGAGACUCUCACGAUGUGAAAGAGUUGAUUCCAGAACUGUUCUACCUUCCAGAAAUGUUCCGAAACUCGUCGAAAUUCAAUCUUGGAAGACGAGCUGACGGAACUCUCGUGGAUGAUGUUGUGUUACCUCCGUGGGCUGAAUCUCCUGAACACUUUGUACUCAUGCAUAGACAAGCUCUUGAAUCUGAUCUGGUAUCAUGCCAACUGAAUCAGUGGAUUGACUUGAUUUUCGGAUAUAAACAACGCGGCGCAGAAGCAGUUCGUGCUACUAAUGUCUUCUAUCACUUGACAUAUGAAGGAACAGUGACUCAAAAAAUGGCUGAAACACCCGGACAAGUAUCUGCAAUUGAGCAGCAGAUUCUUUCUUUUGGACAAACACCGUCCCAACUACUCGCAGAAGCUCAUCCACCAAGACAUUCUAUUAUGACAAUGGCACCAACAAUGUUCAGAAGACACGAUGAUGAUCUGUGCAUGAUGAUGAAAUACAUUUCAAAUAGUCCAGUUGUGUACCUUGCUGCCAACACUUUCCAUCAACUACCACAUCCUACCGUUGUUGGAGUUGCUCAAAAUCUAGUGUUUUCGUUGAAUAAGUGGGAUAACUCUUAUAGUUACGGAUCCACCCAAAGAAGCGCUCUCUCAAUGGAUCCAUCAAACGUUGAAGGGCAAGUAGCCCUUCCUCUGACGGCUGAUCCUCAAUUGGCCACAGCGGCUUCUACGACUCCAAUUGCACGUCGUCAUCUGGGUGAUGCAUUCGAUCAAAGACUUCAAGUACAAUGCUCGAAUUUCGUUACAACCACUGACAGUAAAUAUAUCUUCGCUUGUGGUUAUCCUGAUUAUAGUUUCCGAAUUGUAGACACCGACUCUGGUCGAGUUCGUCAAGCAGUUUACGGUCAUGGAGAUGUUGUGACCUGCAUCGCUCGAAGUGAAACGAGUUUGUUCAGUGACUGUUACGUUGUCACAGGAAGUAUGGAUUGUACAGUUGUUCUCUGGCAUUGGAAUGGAACGACUGGAUUCAUUGCUGGCGAAUAUAAUCAACCUGGAGAAGUACCGUCUCCUCGUUCCAUUCUAACCGGUCACGAAGCUUCAAUCUCUGCACUUUGCGUUUCUGCCGAGCACGGUUUAGUUGUCAGUGGUUGUGAAGAUGGUGUUAUACUCAUUCACACAACCGCAUCUGAUUUGCUCCGACGCAUCCGAGGACACGGAACUGUUACCCAAUUAUCGAUGAGUCGAGAAUGCAUUCUUCUUGUUCUGUUUGACUCAAAACGAAUGACAACGUAUUCAUCGACGGCUAGAAAACUGAAUGAAGUUUUAUCAGAGGAAAAAAUUGAAUGUGUAACAGUCACUCGCGAUGGAGAGUUUGCAGUGACGGGAGCAGUGAACGGACGGAUUACAAUUUGGAGAAUGUUCCCACUAAACAAGUUGUAUACAUAUCAACCACUCAAUAGUGCCGUUAGAUCUGUAGCAGUAGUAGCCUCUCAUCGAUUCAUUUUGGGUGGUUUAGACUCUGGAGCAAUCGUCGUUUUUAAUGCGGAUUUCAAUCGCUGGCAUUACGAAUACAAACAUCGUUACAUCCAGAACAGUUCGGCAACGAAGCCGGCUCAAGCGUCACCUCAAAAAUGA